UGAAAAUGUUAACUACUUUCAAAGUGCUCUACCUGGUCACUGGUGAUGUCACUAAUUGUCUGCACUGUGAUUGGCUGAGCUCGGUUUGCUGCUGUUGCUUGUUCUGCCUUGUCCUGCCUAACCAAGCGUCAGAACAGAAGUUGAAAACAAGGAAGAUGAAGGCGUCGCUGCUGCUCCUCUUGCUCCUCUGUGGCGUCUCAGCAGACAAUCUCCAUGAGGAAUUGAAUGUGUGCGGCUGUUCUGACGCGGAUGGUGAAUAUGUUAUCACUCUGGAUGGCGAGAUCUUGUGGUUUGCUGACUUCGCCAACAACAAAGCGGUGGAACCUCAGCCCGACUUCAUUGCACACAUUCCUUUCAGAGAAGGAUCUUUUGAGAGAGCUCAAGUCAAUCUGGACGUCUGCAAACAAAACCUGAACACCAGCCGACAGGCAAUGAAGGAUCUGCCACUAGUGUCUGAGGCUCCCUCGCUUCUGUUUGUCUACUCGAGAGAUGAGGUGGUGCUCGGAGAGAAGAACACUCUUAUCUGUCAUGUGACCGGGUUCUAUCCGGCACCUGUCACAGUGCGCUGGACCAGGAACGGUGAGCGCGUGAGCCCAGGGGGACUCACCAGCUCCCCGUUUCCCAACAAAGACGGUUCUUUUCAACAGACAUCUCAACUGGAGUUCACUCCCCAAAAGGGAGACAUUUACAACUGCAUCGUGGAGCACAGGCCCACUAAGGCGCUGCAAAGCGAUAUGUGGGAGAUUGAGGCCAAGCAGCCGGGUAUCGGACCUGCUGUUUUUUGUGGAGUUGGACUGAUUGUUGGACUUGUUGGCGUGGCCACCGGUACAUUCUUCCUUAUCAAAGGGAACCAAUGCAGCUGAUUGGUUGGAACUUAUGUCAGUCAUCACACACUGCUCAAAUAAAUUCUGGCUUCUCAAACACAACUCUGCAAAGAGCAGCUUUUUCAUCUUUCAAUGACAAUAAAUCAAUACUGACAAAUUCAAAUGUCACGAUAUGAUCAUUUGGGGGGUGCAUUGAGGACCUACGUGGGACAUUAAGACAAUCAUGAAGACAGGAAGUUUAACACAGUUACUAUGCUAAGUUAAGGUGUGCCUGGACCUGCUUCACACCUAAAGCAAGGUACUUAGCUUUAGCCUCAUUUAGCUUAUGUGAGCAUGCUGAUCCAUACCAAGGCUUCUUUUCCUCGGGUUCAAACAUAAGACGUAGUAUAGGGCCCAACAUGAAUCCAUUCAAAUGGAUACUCAUAGCCAAGUCAUACAAUUACUUGCAGGUUACCAUGACAACCAACACAAUUCAUAGUAGAAAAUACAAAGUCUCAAAAUGAUACAAAAGUCAAAAACACAU
Doryrhamphus excisus (bluestripe pipefish) is the source of this 1347-nucleotide messenger RNA. RefSeq names its product H-2 class II histocompatibility antigen, A-U alpha chain-like. Gene Ontology annotation, biological process: antigen processing and presentation; immune response. Lineage: Eukaryota; Metazoa; Chordata; Actinopteri; Syngnathiformes; Syngnathidae. The record is from RefSeq and is a predicted model, not a curated record. Gene Ontology annotation, cellular component: MHC class II protein complex; membrane.